GUUGAGCGACAAUUUUCUUGUCAACAAUCAAGAUGAUAGUACAGCUUAUAAGUCCUACAAUUAUUUAACCUGCAACUAUCAAAAUGAAAUCGACUGCUUUAAAUGAUUCGCAAAUUAUGAGAGACAAUAAACUGUAAACAGUAAAGAUUAAAUUUGCCUCGUAAUUAGCAAAAAUACAACAAUCACUGCCUUAUUGCCAAACAAUUAAAUUAACUGGAAAAAUACUGUGAAAUAAAGCUACACAAACAAAAUAGUUUAGUUUAUCAUCAUUCAUUAGUUAAUCAUCCAAACAAACAGCCUCCUCCAGCUCACUUAUCAUUGAGCUUAAAAAAUAGUUAAAUCACAAUGUAUGCUCCAAUACCUUGAUUGUCACAAUUCAAUAUAAAACUCAAUUUUUAACUUGUAAUAAUUCCUAUGAAAUCCAACAAACAUAAUUUACUAUUGAUUUCAAUUUUGUGCAUUAACCUUACAAAUCAACACAGUUUUCUUCAGUCGAUUUACCGUUGAUUCAAUAUAAUGACCAAUCCAGAGCACAAAAAAUGGACCUUUCCAGUUCGUUACAUCUUCUUCGUAAUGGCUUUUCUUGGACUCAACAUUUUGUACUCACUUCGAGUCAAUCUGAGCGUUGCCAUCGUCUCAAUGUCCAAAGAUAUAACCAAUUCAUCUGAUGUGACUGUCAAAAGUGAAUGUAAAGCUCCAAAAUCAGCUAACAGUAGCGUUCCUUUAAUUAUUGAUUUAUAUACUGGUAAUUCAACGCAAAAUGGAACACAGGAUGAAGUCGCUGGUGAAUUUGAUUGGGAUUCCCAAAUUCAAUCUUACAUCGUGAGCAGCUUUUUCCUCGGAUAUGUAAUCACCCAAAUCCCGGCCGGUCGAAUGGCUGAACGCUAUGGAUCCAAGAAAAUACUGGCCACAAGCAUAUUUUUGGCUUCUGUUUUAACCCUAUUCUGUCCAAUUGCUGCUCGUUUCCAUUACCAAGCAUUUAUCGCAUGUCGCGUUUUAAUUGGACUGGCUGAGGGGAUGUUUUUCCCAUCUAUGCACUCAAUGUGUGCUCGUUGGUUUCCCAAACCAGAUCGUAGUCUCAUGACUGCCGUUGUAUAUAGUGGAGCUCAAAUAGGAACUGUAAUUACUAUGGUAGCGACGGGUUAUCUUGUCGGUUUUGCUGGCUGGCCUUCAGCCUUUUAUGUCUUUGGUGUAAUCGGGUUGAUUUGGGUUGUGUUAUGGAUUUUAGUAGUAUACGAGUCUCCUUUAACUCAUCCAUUUAUUAGUGAAGAAGAGAUUCUUUAUAUCGGUAUUGACCAAAAUAGUGAAGACAUACGUAAAGAACAAAAAACUCCUUGGGCAGCCAUUUUCACUUCCCCAGCUGUAUGGGCCUUAGUCGCGGCUCAUUUUGGUCAAAAUUGGGGCUUUUAUACUUUACUGUUUGAAAUUCCAAUUUAUUUAAAAUCAGUGCUUGGAUUAGAUAUUAAAAAGAAUGGACUGAUUUCCGGGUUGCCCUAUUUAAUACAAGCAAUUUCUGGUUGGAUUGUUGGCUUUAUCUUUGAUUGUCUUAUCAAAUCAAAUUUUGUUGGUGUUAAUGCCGGACGAAAAAUUGCCAACACGAUUGGGCUCAUUGGGCCAGCGAUUUGUAUUGUUGGUCUAGUUUUAGCCAAGUGUGAUAUUCAUUGGAUAAUUGCCGCUCUUUUCCUGUCGAUGGCAUUAAACGGCUUCACUUAUUCGGGUUUCAAUAUAACUCAUGUAGAUAUGUCUCCUGAUUAUGCCGGAACUCUCAUGGGAAUAACCAAUUGUAUAGCAAAUGUUGCCGGAAUCUUAGCCCCUGUUUAUGCUGGAAUAAUGAACAGUAAAGAGAUUUCCUUGGAAAGUUGGUCGCGAACAUUUUACACUUCAACAGCUGUUUACGUGGUAACCUCAUUCAUUUUUAUCUUUUUUGGAUCUGCUGAACUUCAACCAUGGGGAUUACCCAGCACCAAGCGGAAAGGAAGCGAACCAUGAUGAUAACUGAGCAUGUUGAUUGGCAUCUUUACAGAUAGUCCAAGAAUCUCAUUGUUGAUUUAUUUUAUUCUCAUUAGUUUGCCAUGUUUUUUAUUUAUCAAUGCUGGUCAGACUCACUUUUUAAAGAUUUUAUAAAUACAGUAGCCUGUAGGCUAAAAUUUAUGGACAAAAGCUUUGAACUGCUGAAGUUUUUUUUAAUAAUUAGUUUAUUUACGUUAUCGUUACAUGAUUUGAUAGCGGAGAAACUAAGCUUCUCUGUGAUAUGGUUUAUUAUUAAUAACUUCAUCUCAGAAUCAGCAAUCACUAUUUAUUUUAUAUAAUUCAUUAGAUGGGCAAAAAAAUAUUCCGAAAAUUUUCGUACCAAUUUCCUAUUUCAUUGAUUAAGUAGUGCAUGCAAGUGAUCUCAAAAAUUUGAUACAAACUUGGGUCAAGAGAUGUUUCUUUUGUCAAUGAUUGGCGAUAAUUAGCUUGAUUAUACGCUAAAACAAUUAUCUUUGUUGAAGAAGAAAAGGUUAAGAAAAAGUUGAGACAAGCAGAUUUUUAAUGAACUGACAAUUGUGAGUGUAUGAUGAUUUGCAGAUGAACCAAUUAUUCAAAUCAUUACAAAUUUUCGUAUCAUGGAUGUUGAUAUUUUCGCAUCAAUUCCUAUGGAUUUUAUCAAAUAGAAUUAUCUUUUAGGAGUAAUUAAGGUUAUACUAAUUUGUCCAUAAAUUUAAGCCUACGAGUUACUUAAUCCAGUUAUUAUGAAAAAUUUUGUUUGCGCCAUCUAUUGGGCAAGUAGAUUUUGUAAACAACAGCUGUCCUUACAAUAAUAUUCUGACAAUUGUGAGGUUUCAAAGAUAUCAUUUAAGCAAAAAUACAAGCUAACUGGUUAUAGUAGAGUCUUUAAAUAAUUAAUUGGCCUAAUGAGUUUUUCAUCCUUAUGGCAAUCAAUUGUAAAGUGAGCUUGACUUUGAACUAAACAAAUGAACGCAAUUUGAAUAGUCUCAAUGCAUGUCAGGUUUGCAUUUAUCAAAACAACGAUGUAAACAUGUAUUUUAUACCAUUACAACCUGUGGAUUCAGUCUCUCCUAUUUCACUCUUACCUCUUCAACUCAUCUUUUUUAAAUUAUUUUGAGGUGUAAACCAAAACUCUUAAAUGACCGUCAUUUCUGGUUGUUUUGCGUAUCUGGACCUUUGGGUCAUUGAUUAUUUAUCAACAACGAAACAUUGUUUUUUGAAAACCCCUUGUUGUGAUUUUACUUAUGAAGUAAAAAUAAACUAGAUUUUGUGUAAAAAUAUGCUUCAAAUAAACGGAAAGCACCAAUAAAUAAAUACAUUGCCUUUA
Tetranychus urticae (two-spotted spider mite) is the source of this 3316-nucleotide messenger RNA. RefSeq names its product putative inorganic phosphate cotransporter. Gene Ontology annotation, cellular component: membrane. The record is from RefSeq and is a predicted model, not a curated record. NCBI's taxonomy places the organism in Eukaryota, Metazoa, Arthropoda, Arachnida, Trombidiformes, Tetranychidae. Gene Ontology annotation, molecular function: transmembrane transporter activity. Gene Ontology annotation, biological process: transmembrane transport; monoatomic anion transport.